Molecule: messenger RNA, 1497 nt
Organism: Geosmithia morbida
Lineage: Eukaryota; Fungi; Ascomycota; Sordariomycetes; Hypocreales; Bionectriaceae
Exons: 1
Coding region: 1-1497 (498 amino acids)
Source: RefSeq, a predicted model, not a curated record
AUGGAAGACGACGGGGAAAUCCGUAACCGCAACCGCGAAUGGUGGCAUCGAAACCACUACACGGGCGCCUUGCUCUUCAACAUCGGGUCGUUCAUCCUCCCAGCGCUCUACGGCACCCUCUCCAAGCUAUGGGUGGCCGGCAUCGACUCGUCACUGGUCGUCCUGACAGACGUGUACACAUAUAUUGGGGUGGUCGCCGAGGUGUUCAACGAGGGGCUCCCACGCGCGGCGUGGGUGAUCAUAGGUGACAGGGCAUCGCGUUCGCUAGCUCAGCGCCUGAGCCUCGCGUACACGCUCAUCAUAGUCCAGUCGCUUAUCGGACUGAUCAUGAGCGUCGCCUUCGUCACGGGCGCCCCGGCAUUCGCGAGGGGUUUCGUCCCGGCCGAGGUUCGCGCCGUGAGCCUGGAGUACGUGCGCAUCAGCUCCUUCUCCGCGCUGAGCUCGGCUGUCGAGACGGCCGUGUCUACAGCAACUAGGACCCUGGACAAGCCCGACGUGCCGCUCAUCAUCAGCACUACCAAGUUUGCCGUCAACAUCGUCCUCGACAUGCUCCUCAUCUCCCGCUUCCACGUCGGCACCCACCGGCCCUCCGUCAACAUGCAGGCGGGCAUACAGCUUGCGUGCAACAUGGCGUCCGCCCUGGUAGGCCUCGGCUACUUCAUGUACCGCAGCAGAGCGUACCAGGCCGAGACCGUGACGCAGUGCCCGACUGAUGGGCGCGGAGCCGAUAUCGUGACUUCUGCUGCUCGUCCCAGCUACCGCGCUCUCUCGGUACUCUUGAGACCGGGAAUCCUCACCUUUGCAGAGUCGGCGAUCCGGAAUGCACUGUAUCUGUGGCUCGUGAGUACCAUCGUGGCACUCGGUUCGCGAUACGCCACCGCGUGGGGCAUCUUCACCACCAUCCGUUGGGGACUGGUCAUGUGUCCUGUCCAGGCGCUUGAGGCGACCAGUCUCGCAUUCGUCGGCCACCGCUGGGGCUCGUGGCGGAAGGCCAUCGGCAUUAGUACGCGGAGGCCGCGCCAUGUGACGUUCGCUGCGCUGAUGCCAAUCGCCCGACCGGCGUUCCUGUCGGUCGUCAUCGCGCUGGCCUUCGAGGUUCCCAUCGCCAUCUUCCUCAGUAUAUGGGGCGCCAGGUCCUUCGCCUUCUACCUCAGCAACUCGCGCGACAUCGCCGACAUAACCUCACACAUGUGGCGGUCCCUAGACUGGUGCUACGUAUUCUACGCCGUGUCGACGCAGCUCGCCACAGUCCUUCUUGCCACCCAGCCCAAGUGGUAUCUGUACCAGAGCAUGGCGAGCAAUUUCCUCUACGUCCUCCCCUGGGCCAUCGUCUGCCAGGUCAGGAGGCUGGACGAGUCCAACGCCUGGACGUAUCACAGCUUCGUUUUCGGCGGCAGUUUGGUCUUUAGCUUUGCCGUUAUUGUCGUCGUCGAUGUGCUUUGGAUGUGGAGCUUGGUGAAAAGGAGGACUACGCUUGAGGUGUUCCGGGAUUGUUGA